AUGUUGAAGAAGCUGAACUCAAUGUUUCGCCCACAUGAGGAACGAAAACUAAGUGAGUCCGGAGGAAACAAAGAUUGGCAGAGAGAAGAGUGUGAGAUUAGGUUGGUCCGCAGCACCUCCCUCUACCUGAUGGGGGAAUGUCACCAGAGCCUGGGCAGUUCUCUGAAACGGAGCAAGAGUGCUGUAAGUGUGAGUUCCUCUCUCUACAACAUCACAGCUGAAGAUCGGGUCUGGAUGUUGUCAAGGACACAAGACUGCCUACAGUACCUACAGGAUCUGAUAGUCCUGCGCAAACAAUACCGACCUGUUAGUAACCUCAAUAAGUGCAAGGAGAAUAGGUCAGACCUGUCCUCUGCAUCAACAAAGCCUUGCAAAUCUAGCAAGAAAGUGUCAGCUUCCAAACACACCUCCAAAAAACCAAAAGGUGAAUCUAAGCCUGCACCAUUGUCAACAGAGGCUGAGACGCUAGCCUAUUUUGAUUCGGUCAUCGCAGGCUUUGAUCAGGAAAACAAUCUCAAAGUUCAUCCAGCAGAUGACCCGCACAUUGAUGUGGAUUUUGUUAUUGCCACGAGCACGAGUGAACACAGUUUACAUUCGAACUGGAUCCUUAAGACACCAAGAAGAUAUUCUAUUGAUAUUGGGCAUUUGACAAAGACUGAUCACUUACCUCGGAGACACAGUGAUUGGAUAGGAUCGAGCCUCAAAAGGUUUGAGCGACGCCCAAUGUACCUCCCGAAAUUAGUCGAGAGCCCAAUUCACACAUUGCGAUUUAAACCGAGAGCUCGUGGUGAGGAUGAUGAGUUCUAG
This is a messenger RNA of Rhincodon typus (whale shark), 807 nucleotides long. RefSeq lists its product as uncharacterized. Bases 1 to 807 code for a protein of 268 amino acids. The record is from RefSeq and is a predicted model, not a curated record. The transcript has 3 exons. NCBI's taxonomy places the organism in Eukaryota, Metazoa, Chordata, Chondrichthyes, Orectolobiformes, Rhincodontidae.